Messenger RNA from Henningerozyma blattae CBS 6284, 1260 nucleotides. It is a transcript of the gene SUA5, whose product is annotated as threonylcarbamoyladenylate synthase. Gene Ontology annotation, biological process: regulation of translational fidelity. NCBI's taxonomy places the organism in Eukaryota, Fungi, Ascomycota, Saccharomycetes, Saccharomycetales, Saccharomycetaceae. The transcript has a single exon. Bases 1 to 1260 code for a protein of 419 amino acids. Gene Ontology annotation, molecular function: double-stranded RNA binding; tRNA binding; nucleotidyltransferase activity. The record is from RefSeq and is a predicted model, not a curated record. Gene Ontology annotation, cellular component: cytoplasm.
AUGACUACACUUCAACAUACAUUUAAAACUAAAAUUUUAAAAGUUGAUCCUUCCUGCAUUCAUUUCCCACCUAAUGCACAUUUGGAUGGCUCUCUACCGACUAUUACCGAUCCUGCAACAGAAGAUGCUCUAUUAGAAGCUGCUAAAAUCAUUAGAGACACAGAUGAAACAGUCGCUUUCCCAACAGAAACGGUUUAUGGUCUUGGUGGUUCAUCAUUGAAUGAUAAUUCUGUCAAAAAUAUCUAUAAAGCUAAAAAUAGACCUAGUGAUAAUCCAUUAAUUUCUCAUGUGUCGUCAGUGGAUCAAUUAAAUCGAAAAAUUUACUUACAAUCGAACUUAAAGAAAAAUAGCUUGCUAAAUAAUAUUCCCAAGAAUUAUCACUCACUAAUUAAAAAGUUAUGGCCUGGCCCACUGACUAUUAUUUUACCAACACCAAAUCCUGAAAUUCAAACAUUAUCUAAGCUAACAACAGCAGAUCAACCAACUUUUGCAGUUAGAAUUCCCUCAAACCCAGUUGCAAGAGCAUUGAUAGCUUUAAGCGAUACACCAAUUGCUGCACCUUCUGCCAAUGCUUCAACAAGACCAUCUCCAACUCAAGCUUCUCAUGUGUUUCAUGACCUACAAGGCAGAAUUCCCUUGAUUCUUGAUGGUGGCUCCUGUGAUGUAGGUGUAGAAAGCACUGUUAUUGAUGGCCUAUCUUCACCUCCAAUGCUAUUACGUCCUGGUGGUUUUACAUAUGAACAGAUUGUAAGAUUAGGAGGAGAGCAAUGGUCUAAUUGUAAAGUAGAAAACAAAAAAACAGUGGCUAAAGGUGAAAAAGUUAGAACUCCUGGUAUGAAAUACAAACACUAUUCUCCAUCCGCAAAAGUUGUUUUGUUGGUACCUAAUGAUGAUAAAUCUUCACUAACUACAGCAUCUGAGAAGAUUCAAAAAUUUAUUGAUAUUAUUAAAAGUGAGUUAACUAAGCCUAAUUCAAUGUCUGCUAUUAAUAUUGCAGUUUUGUCUUCCUGCCAACUCACUGAUCUCAUUACAAGUGACAUUUUGUUGAAACACGUUCCAAAUAAGAAAUUUUUAAUUCAAAGUUUGGGAACCGAUGGUGAAACUAUUCAAACAAACCUUUUUUCUGCCUUACGUAAAGUUGAUGAGGAAGAUAAAGUAGACAUUAUCUUUGUUGAAGGAAUCCAUGAAACUGGUGAGGGAUUGGCAAUUAUGAAUAGACUGAAAAAAGCAGCAGGAGAAAAUAAUUUGGUACUCUUUUAA